ACUCGCCAAAUUGUACAUGGACAAGAUUCAAUGACAACAUCUACCGCCGCUGCAUCACAGCCAACGCUGUCCUUUCCUGAUGCUUCCUCUCUCGAUCUCCUAAUCCCAGAAUCAUCAGACUUUGAUUCUGAAGCACAUCUGAAGACUAGUGAACAACUUGUAUCUAGAGACACCCUGCUGUUCGAGGAAUUGCUGCCUGUAUAUCUUAUUCUCCGCAGUUCAUUACCAUCCUUUCAAAACUUACUAGACAAUGUCGAACUAUACAUAACCGCAUAUGCCACCCAGCCUUCACCACCUCCUCGUCAACAACCGGGCGGUGCUCCGGCUCCUCCACAACAGCCUGUCAAGUUGGCUUUGGACUCAGUCACUAUUACGCCAGAAAACAAACCAACCUUAAUCCAUCUCCCUGAUAAUGGAGGAGAAUCAUAUGCUGUUUGGAGGACAACCGUCUAUCUUCGCUACCCGCCCCAGAAACUUCAUCGACCAUCCAUCCAUCUUACAGCAUCCGCUGUUUCGAAACCUGCUGGAACACCAACGCUGUCCAAAACUACAUCCCAAGAUGAAUACAUGACUAGUGCAUUGCCAACUUCCGAAAACCUCCUCCAGUCUUUGCAGCACAGCUCACAAAGUGCUUCGAGUCAACCAUAUCUUCCAUCUUCUCGCAUUCAUAAGGUAGCACCUCGUGCGACCCCUGAAGCACAGGAUGCUCGUCCACUGAGAACUUCGUCAAGGCUGUUCGCUGUUUCCCCAGCUUUGGCGGUCAAGGUUCAUAUCACCCCCGAGCAAGUCUCGGACAUACUGCUCUGCCUAGAUCUGGAGUCAGCACGUCAUACCGGAUAUGGCGGAAUCCAAGUGGAUGAGAUCAAGGCAGAAGGAACCAGUCUCGACGUGGAACCAUUUUCUGCCGACCUCGCCGCUUUAGGUCUACCAACGACCUUACAAACAGGAGAUAGGAGCACUUUUCUGUAUAAACUGGCACGAGAUAAAGACGCAGCUCAAACUCCAACACACCAUCCAUCAAGGCCGAGCAGUGUCACAUUCCAGAUCCGGGCUGUCGCUCGCGUCAGCGACACAUGUAGCGCUCAGAUCCAGGCUCGCUGGCACGGGAAUGUGAACUUUCCAUCACUCCAACCGACUAAACCCAUGCUACCACGACCACAAAGCGUAGCAUCGACUCUCCCACCUCAGGAUCUCAAUCUGCGGCCAUUGAGUAAGCGAAUCAGCACAACAACGACUCGACCCCUGAGCGGUAUGACGCAGGUCGACUCUGCAGGCGUUACGUUUGCAUUUACAGCUCCAGAGAAAGUGAUUGAGGGCGAGACAUUCCAUCUCGAUGUGUUCGUGGUGAAUCGUAGCAGUAGGAAANAGAGGCUUGCGAUUGUGGCCAUCCCGAAAUCUGCCAAAUCGACUCAACCGCACCACGCACUACGUUUUUCCAACAUCUCGCGACAAGACAGCCAUCAUAUUGCCGAAGCGGUGCUAGAUGAUCGCACAAUAUACUAUAUGCAGGACCAACGCGAGGCUCAGGUGGCAGAAGUUGUGUGUCUGAAUGCAGAUCUUUCUAGUCCUUUGCCUCCUGGAGCUUGUCAUAAUGUACAGUUGGAGUUUUUGACGCUUUCAACAGGCUUGGUGGGCCUUGCUGCAGUACAUGUUGUGGACCUUGAGACCAGGGAGACGACGCAGAUCACUGAACUGCCAGAUAUCAUGGUUUCGAAAUAG
This is a messenger RNA of Aureobasidium vineae, 1719 nucleotides long. Lineage: Eukaryota; Fungi; Ascomycota; Dothideomycetes; Dothideales; Saccotheciaceae. The record is from the annotation of a GenBank genome assembly.